ACGACAGGCGCGAGAGCACGGGCAGCAGCCGCCGGGGAAUGCCCCUUGGGCCGGGCCGAGGCUGCGGCGCGGAGCCCGCGGCCUGCUCCGUGCGACCGAGGCCUCCUCAGCCGCCCCUCUCGCCGCGUAGCCUGCCCCUUCCUCUGCCCGCUGGCCUGGGGGAGGGGAAGGGCCCGGCGGGCCCUCAGGGUGGCUGUGCCAGAGGCUGGAGGGACGCUGGUGAGGAGGAGACCCGGCGGCUGCAAACCCUCCCCUCCUCAGCCCCGAUGUGCUUCUAACCUGCAAAGCCCCCCGUCCCCGACUUUGUUCCGGCAACCUAGCUCUCAUGUUUAAAAGAUGAGAGAAACCUGAAAAAAUGUCAGAAAAUCUCAUAUCCAGCAAGACCUCCUCGAAACGUCCAAAAACCUCAGCAAAGAAACAGAAAGGUGAAAACAAAGCUAAGAAAUCCUCAAAAGGAAAACGAACACCACUUGGUACAAAAGAUGAAGUUGAUCUUUCUAUGGCUAGUAUAGGCCACCCAGAAAUCUUUCCUUUAGUUUUCACUACAAAAACUCAAGAAAUUUUUGAUUGCCGAGUCCUUGAAGAUGUCACAGAAGAAAAUUGUUUCAAACUUAUUAAAAAACAGGACAUCAUUCAGGACCUGAAAACAAGAGCUGCAAUUUCUGAUUUCCACCCUGUUAAAAAAGUUGUCCUAGAAUAUCCAGGGGAAGAACUUUUGGUAGUUUUUGAUGCAAAGUUCCAGUACGGACAGAACUUUUACCUUGUUGCUUCUGAGGAAGCCAAGGAAAACCUUCUGAAGCCUCCAGAAACUACCGAAGAAAAAGAAGAAGAAGAAAAAGAAGAAGAAAAAGAAGAAGAAAAUGGAGAGGCAACCCUGGAAGUCCAUCCUUAUAAGCCUCCUGUCCACAAACCUUGGGUUUCUCUUGGCAGUGAAAAGGAAGUUGAAGAAGAAUCUGUUAAAGCCACUGUUGCAAAGAUUAAGUAUAUGAUUUCUCGAAUACGCAGGAAGUUUGGUGCACCAAUUACAUUUACUGAUAAGAAUGCUUCACAUGUAAAAGACAGUUAUGUUGAAUGCACGUCCUAUCAAGACAAAGCUUUCAGUAUUAGAAUGCUUGAAAAAAAUGUGGGCAUACAAAUGGUUCCAAAAGUAAGAGAAGCUAGUACUCAGACAAAAUGGACCUAUCCAAAAAAUGCAGCCACGCAGUAUUUUCCUAGACAGUUGUCAAAUGAAGAGAAAGAAGAGAGUCUGUCAUCUGAGAAGCUGAAAGAAUUUUUUACAUCAGUACAUUUAAGAAUGGAAAUUGCAUUGCAGCAAAAUGAAAUUAUGAAUGCUUUUUUUGACGACUGGAAGGCCCUAGCAGAAGAUGAAAGCAGUUCUGGUGGCAAGCCAGAUGUUUAUCUUAAAGCAUACCAAUCAUUCACAGAUCUGCUCUAUCUCAAGGACAGAACUAUUAGCUGCGUUUGCUGGCAUCCAACCAUUUAUGGGAUUAUAGCAGUGUCAGCAGGAGACCAACUUUAUUAUGAAGAGCAAGUUAACCUUUCUGAAAAAUCGUUGCUGCAGCAAUCAGUAAUACUUUUUUGGAGUUUUUUUGACCCUAUCCACCCUCAGUUAAUGUUGGAGUGUCCUGAGGACAUUUACUGCUUUCAGUUCAGUCCAAGCGAUCCAAAUAUCAUUGCUGGUGGCUGCAUCAAUGGACAGGUUGUACUGUGGGAUAUUUCUCAACAUGAAGAAAAGCUCCAAAAUGCAAAAACUGAUGAUGAUGCAAUGAAGAUGACAGCGGUUAAUACGCCAUCACUUAUGCAAGUCCAAGACAGUAGCACAGAACCACCUCUAGUGAGAUACUGCGCAGUCUCUUCCAUACAGUAUAGUCAUAAAACACCAGUAACAGAUAUAUAUUGGCUGCCAGAUUAUUCUGAGGACAACCAAACGGGUGCUACUUUUGAAAACAGAGCGGGAGUUCGCGUGCAGCUUGUAACCUGCUCCCCUGAUAGCUCAAUAUUAUUUUGGGAUAUUCCAGCCACCAAAGUUCUUGAACAACCUUCAUCUGAGAAAAUGAGAGAGGAGGAAAUUUUUGAUAUGCCCCUUGAUGUUCCAGAUACUCUUAAUCAUCUAGAUCUCUGCUGGAAACCUCUCAUAAAGAUAAACCUGUGCGAAAGUGAUACCAACACAGAAUACAGUCCCGUCAGAAUUAGUUUAAGGGAACUGCAUUAUCAUUACAAAACCUCAGAGAAGGUGCAAUCUCUGAACACACUGGAAGUCCCUGCCAAAGAGAGCCCAUACACAGAGAUGAGUACUCCUUCGAGCAAAAAUCUGAAAGCACUACAGAAUAUCUCCACCAGCUUUUUUGUCGGAACUGAAGAUGGAGAAAUUGUUUAUUUUGACUGGAAAAUGGAAAUCGAUAGUGACUUGGCAAAACCAGUUAGUCAGAAGCACGCUCAGAAAUACACCACCCACACUGAAACUAUCAACACUCUCCAGAGAUCUCCAUUUUUUAAAGACAUUGUUCUAAGCAUUGGAGGCCGGAAUUUUGCCAUUUGGAAAGAAGGGGUUACAACCGGCCCGAUCCUUCAGUCAAGCUGCUCUGCAGGAAGAUACACUGCAGGACAAUGGUCCUUAACAAGACCGGGAGUUUUCUUCAUUGGCAGAGACGAUGGAAAUAUAGAUAUUUGGGACUUACUGAAGAAAACUUAUGAACCAUCUCAUUUCCAGAACAUCUCUGAAUCAAGGAUCACUUUCAUCAGCCCGUGUACUGCCUCACCAAAUCAGCAUUUAGCUGUUUCUGAUGAUCUUGGAGUACUGCAUGUUUUGGAAAUCUGUCAGACACUAAGUGAGGCUUUGAGGAAUGAGCAUGCCAACGUACUUGAUUAUUUUGAAAGAGAAGUCAAAUAUCUGAAGUACUGUGAAAAAGAGUUUCAAGAGUAUCAAGAGUUUCGAGCCAAAACAGAAUUGAAGUGGAGCUGGAGGCACCAAGGAAGAAAACAUGAAUGACUGCUCUACAGAAAACAAAAGAAGAUAUGGAGGAGCAAGAAAAUGCAGACUAUAUGGUGUUUCUGGACCUGGAGAAGCAGAUACUAACGGAUUUAGGACUAGUAAAGGGAGAAGAAAUACUUUCCUCAUCAGAUGCUUAAAGAUCAUUAUCACCUUUAGAACCAGAAGAAGUUUUUUAUUUCAGGACCUCUUUAUUUCAGCAGAACAUGUUUAGCUUCAGAAAUAAAGCGUCUCGCAGUUAGA
This is a messenger RNA of Chroicocephalus ridibundus (black-headed gull), 3232 nucleotides long. RefSeq names its product dynein axonemal intermediate chain 3 (gene DNAI3). Gene Ontology annotation, cellular component: inner dynein arm. Lineage: Eukaryota; Metazoa; Chordata; Aves; Charadriiformes; Laridae. The record is from RefSeq and is a predicted model, not a curated record. The transcript is spliced from 23 exons. Gene Ontology annotation, molecular function: dynein heavy chain binding; dynein light chain binding. Gene Ontology annotation, biological process: inner dynein arm assembly; cilium movement involved in cell motility. The coding region runs from base 356 to 2989 and encodes 877 amino acids.